AUGAUAUUGUUAUAUUUAAUUUUUGUUGUGAUUCCAUUUUUAAUAUUUUCUUAUUUUAUAUAUAAAAGUGUAUGUACCUUUAUUCGUGAAAAAAAUAAGAGAAAAGAAUUCUUUAGCUAUUUAAGAUGUGAAAAUAAACAGUAUAAUGCCUAUGAAAAUUUCUCAAAGAAAUAUGAAAUAGAAAAAUAUAAAUACUACUUAAAAGUUGAAAGAAAAAUUGAAGUUAAUUAUAAUACAGACAUACUUGAGGAAUUAAAUUCUGAUAAUAAUGAAGUAGAUAAACAAUAUUUAGAAAGCUUAUUAGAUGAUAUUUAUAAUGACGAUAAAUACACACAAGAUAGUGAAUUGAAUGAUCCCCAAUAUAGUUGGAUGAGAAAACUGGCAAGUGAGGACGUUGUGAAAUUAAAAGUCUUGUUACUAAAGAAAGCCAUUUAUUUUCUACCAAUAUGUAAUAAAAUAUUUCAAGAUAAAAAUAAAAAACAUCGACUAUAUAAUAAUUAUUAUAUCGAUGAUAAUAUGUCAAGGGAGUUAGAUGGGCAAUGUAACGAGUUUUUAGAAGAAUUUAAUUUAAUAAUACACGAAGCAAAUUGCUUAUCGCCUAAAUGGGGCGAAACCAUCAUUUCCGAUGCGUACAGAAUUUUUCACCAUAACAAAAUAAAAGCGGAUGAAGAAAAAAAAAAAAAAGAUGAACAAAAAAAUAUUAUAAAAAAGCAAAAACAGAAGGAAAAAAAAUUGAAGGAAACAACAGAAAAAGCAAAUUUGUUGGCUGAUCAAAUAAUAGAAGAGGAAAAUUCCAAAAAAAAAAAAAAAAAGAGUAAAUAG
Molecule: messenger RNA, 822 nt
Organism: Plasmodium malariae
Lineage: Eukaryota; Apicomplexa; Aconoidasida; Haemosporida; Plasmodiidae
Product: conserved Plasmodium protein, unknown function
Exons: 5
Coding region: 1-822 (273 amino acids)
Source: RefSeq, a predicted model, not a curated record